Molecule: messenger RNA, 1224 nt
Organism: Beauveria bassiana ARSEF 2860
Lineage: Eukaryota; Fungi; Ascomycota; Sordariomycetes; Hypocreales; Cordycipitaceae
Product: transcription factor Rba50
Exons: 1
Coding region: 1-1224 (407 amino acids)
Biological process (GO): transcription by RNA polymerase II
Cellular component (GO): nucleus
Source: RefSeq, a predicted model, not a curated record
AUGGAUCCGACGCUUUUAAUUGGAGAUGUCGUGGAGAGGGACAUCACGGAAAUAAAGAAACCGAGUUUUCCGAAUGCGCCGCCUACCACAACCGGCUUUCCCCAGCAUAAGAAGCGAUGGCAGAGCUCCUCUUUCAAGCAACAGCGUGCCAAAGCUGCUGCUGCCUCGACGGCAGAUGCCUCAACACACGAUAAUGCAGAGAGCGUUUUGAAAUCUGCGGUCGGGAAUGAUCGCCAAAAUUUUGAAGAGACCGAGAAGAAGCGAAUAGACCAGGAAAACAGAUCGAGACUGGACGCCAUGACCCCGCAAGAGAUUGCGCAGGCUCAGCAGGACCUCAUGAAUGGGCUGAAUCCUGCUCUAGUACAACGAUUAUUGCAGCGCGCACAGAUUGACGAACCUAGGGGGCCAUCUCCUUUCGAUCAGUCUCCUUCAGAGAAACCGACAGCAGAGCCCUCAACAAAGACAGAAGCGGAAAGCUUGGCUGACGCGCAAGGGAGCAAGCCGGCUGUGGCAAAGAAGAGCGUCUCUUUCCAAGACGUGCCAGAGGAUUUUGAUGAAGAUAGAGCCCCCGCGCAGAUCCCAGAGGACUUGAUGGCGGCAACAGACCUUCGGAACGAAUCAACACAUUUCCCAGGGCCUCCCAAGGUGGCCGACCUCGACCCAUCCGACCCUGACUUUCUCGAAAAGCUUCACAAGAAAUACUUUCCCGAUCUGCCAGCGGACCCAAGCAAGCUGGCAUGGAUGGCGCCCAUACCGACGGAGGGCAGCGUGGCAGACAAGGAGUCUACAUAUUACCCCCAUGCAGAGAUCCCCGUCUCUGCGCUGCGUUUUGAUUUCCGCGGCCGAUUCCUGUCCCCGCGCGUCAGCCGCUCAAUACCGUCGUCCAAGGGCCUUCACCACCAUGGUGAAGCGCCCGAGGCGGCAGGCUACACAGUCAGCGAGCUGGCCAGGUUGGCGCGAAGCGCGGUGCCGGCGCAGCGGUGCAUCGCCUUUCAAACGCUGGGCCGCAUACUGUUUCGGCUGGGCAAGGGCGAGUGGGGCAAGUCCAUUGACGAUCCCAUCGCCAUGGGCGUCUGGAAAGCGGCCAAGGACGGCAGGGUGCUGGAUACGCUGAACGAGGCGGCCAUGGUGGAGGGCGGUCACAGAGGCAGCAAGGCAUACGCUAUAGAGGCGUUAUGGCUAUUCGAGAAGGGCGGCUGGAGAGAAAAGGUGCAGGGACGGUAA